GAUAAACACACCUUUUAACACUAAAAUGGGAAUGUUAUCUAUUUAAUCUACAAAAUUGGGGAACCCCUAACGGCUGUGAUCCAUACAAAUUUUUCCGGCCCAGGACCUGUAUUCAACUGUGGUACCGUAUGAGAAAAGCUAGCCAGAAUGCUGAUGAAACUGUAUUUCCGCUGGUUUGCACACCCGAGGAAUGUCGGUUUCUACUGUCAUUCUCCUCUGCUCACGUGCAGUCUUCACCCGGGCCAAGCCACUCUGCGAGGAGUUGUGGGCUUGUGAGACUACUGUUAGCUGUGGUGCUGUAACGGUCUUCAGUUCAGUGCUAGCUAUUCGUUUUUGACGGUCAUUUGCACGUCGGACGAAGAACUCCACGCUGGAUGAAGAACUCUACCGUGCAGCAACUUAGUGAAAUGUUUAGUUAUUGCAUGUUGCGUUUAUAAUUUUGAUCAAUAUAAAUGAACAAUUAGGGCAAAAUAUUACCUUACUGCUAAUGCACUACUUAUCACAGAAAUAAAUCGAAAUUGAUGUUUCUCUAUAACUAAGCCUAAAACAUCAGGUUUCACGUGGGUUUGCAGGUUUGUUUUUGUUUAGUGGUUGCACUUUAGUUGAGCCUUUCGCAGGUGCCAAAAGGUGACUUUUUCAGAGUCAAAUGCAGAAAAUAAAAAUUUUCUUCAGAACACUUCUAAAAUGCAUACAAUUUUCUAGGCAAUAAGUAAAACAAUUUAAAUAUACCUUUAUUCAAGAAUAAAAGCUUUUGAAGUAAUAAAUACUAUUUUGCUGAAUGAAAUUAUUUUUACGAAUAUUUUAAUUAUGCCAAAGAACCUAGGGGAAAAAAAUUAAAUCCAAUAGCAAAUACAGUGGAACGCAUGGGUCAAAAUGACAUGGGAGGGUCCAUUGGGGCCUGGCUUCUCUGGCUUGAUUAUAAACAUCUGUGAAUAACUUGUCUGCUUUAAACAGACCUAUCAAAACUUAGAAACGAGCCAAUUAAUUCAUUUCUAAGCAGAGGCAGCGAAGGUGGAAAGUGGUCUAUCAAAGCAGCAUGAGUACAGCGAGACUCCAGCAAAACUCAAUUCCAGCAGGUAUCCCAGAUGGCAGUCGGGUUCAAAGUUGCAACGGCAGUUUGGAUAAACUUGCAUUUAAAUACAAGGAUAUGUGCAAAGUGGUGUCCAGUACAGAUUCCGAGUCAGAUGUCAGUCCUCGAUGGUCUGAUACCAGCACCAUGGGGUGUGCUAGCAGUGCUACUGAGAGCCGGCGGCCCCAUCAGAAGACACUGACAUGUUCUCACAAACCGGUGGGACGAUACUUCUGUCACCCGUUGUCGGACCCCUACGACGGGAGUUCCGAGGAUUCGGAUGGGUCCAUGAGUGGCCCGGGGGGGCCGAGGCAAGGGAGCCGCAGGUACCGGGCCAGGGCCCAAAAAAGAACCGGUCACCAUCCUGCUGUCAAUCUCCAGGAAGUGAUCCGGAGUGGCGGGCUGACGGAUGGCCCAACCGAGCUGCAUCUUGUUGACGUCCAGAUGAGGUCGACGAGCGACUCUGAGCUGUGGACGUGCAGCAGCCUGGAGACCCCGCUGGCUUGUAACCGCUUCAGGUGGGAAGGCCCUGUGGCAGAGAUGUCUGCCGACUCCGGGGUUAUCACCGCCAGGUCCACCCCUGGCACGCCGGGCUCGGUCACUAAUGUGGAAGCGGAAACCUCAGUGCGCAGCAUCCAGACGCCGGGCAGGUCUGCCGACAGCCCUGUACCACUGUCGCUCUUCAAAAGGAAGUUCAGUCUUCCGGGAGUGCAGAUCGUUGAGGCAGAGACACGGCAAGAGUUUGGUCACAGGAAGAGGCAGUGUUUCACCACAAUGGGGAACGGGGAUUCCUCUCCUGAGAACAAGCUCCUGACCAGGUGAUAAUGUAUUGAAGAACAUGUUUCCGUUGUACCUUUUCCAGUUUACUGGCAUAAUCAUGUAUUAAAGAUCAAUGUUUUCCCUUAGUCACUGAUGCACUUUAAAUUCAACAGUGACAAACUCAUCCAUGUCAAGUGUAGCAUUCAAUAAAAUAAUAGCAUUGCUAUA
Molecule: messenger RNA, 2056 nt
Organism: Esox lucius (northern pike)
Lineage: Eukaryota; Metazoa; Chordata; Actinopteri; Esociformes; Esocidae
Exons: 6
Coding region: 1037-1891 (284 amino acids)
Source: RefSeq, a predicted model, not a curated record